Molecule: messenger RNA, 388 nt
Organism: Trichobilharzia szidati
Lineage: Eukaryota; Metazoa; Platyhelminthes; Trematoda; Strigeidida; Schistosomatidae
Source: the annotation of a GenBank genome assembly
GAUUUGACAACAACGAAAAAAACAACAAUCAAAAAUGGUUUUAGUCCAAUACAUCCUGUUACGUCGUGAUCUAUUCACCGUUUUAAAUUGGCCACUCGGUGCAUUCAUUACACAAGGAUGUCAUGCAUCAACUGCAGCAAUUGCCACAUUCUACUCUCAUCCAGACACUGUGGCCUACUUGGCUCAGUUGGACAGAAUGCAUAAAGUCACACUCGGUGUGGAUAAUGAAGAACAGUUGAAAGGGAUUGCUGAAAAGUUGAAAGAUGCUGGAAUUGAACAUUAUUUGUGGGUAGAGCAACCGGAGAAUAUCUGUACUGCAUUGGCUACACGACCUUAUGAGAAGUCAGAAAUUCAAUCGUAUUUCAAAGGGUUAAAAUUGUUAUCAUGA